AUGAAGGAGUACACGCUUCCGAAAAUGGCUGCAGAGGAGGCGAGUCCAGCGUCGAUGCCUCAUCGGGUUCUCGCUCUGUACAAGUUUACCCCGCUGCCAGAGGACAACCUGAAGGAAUUGCAACAAGAACUGGAGAACGAACUGAGAAAAUUUGGAGCACGGGGGACCUUGCUGGUGGCAACCGAGGGAAUCAAUGGAACAAUCUGUUAUCCUUAUCCACCAUCCGCUGAUAACGACCCAGUGUAUGAAUAUAUUCAAGGGAAAUUCGGCAACACGCUGCGUACGAGGAUAUCAAGUUACAACAAGCCCGUCUUUGCUAGGCUGAAAAUCAAGCUGAAAUCAGAAAUUGUCACCAUGCAUCAAGACGAUAUUCAUCCAACGGAAUGUGUUGGAACUUAUGUUGGGCCUGAAAAAUGGAAUGAGCUCUUGAAAGAUCCAGAAUGCACUGUGAUUGAUACUCGAAACGAAUAUGAAAUUGAUGUGGGAACCUUUCAAAAUGCUAUCAAUCCACACACCCAGAGCUUUGUAGAAUUUCCAGACUGGAUGAAGAAAAAUAUCAGUGGAGACAAGGCUCCCAAGAAGAUAGCCAUGUUUUGUACCGGUGGCAUUCGAUGCGAGAAAGCUACAAAUUCAGCUUUGAAGAUGGUACCCAAAGAUGUUCCUGUGUAUCAUUUGGAAGGAGGGAUAUUGAAUUAUUUGGAUACUGUAAAGCCGGAAGAUUCAUUGUAUAAUGGAGAAUGCUAUGUAUUUGAUCAAAGGGUAGCCGUUUCGUAUGGUCUGAAACCAAGCGAGAAAUAUUUUACCAGUUGCCACGCUUGCCGACAUCCACUCUGCGCUGAAGAUUUGGAACACAAGGGCUACGUCGAGGGCCUGUCAUGCCAAUGGUGUGCGGAUAAGAUCACCGAGAAGCAGAGGGAGCGUUUUGCCCAACGACAGAAACAGAUCGAACUUGCAAAGAAAAGCGGAACAGUUCACAUUCACGAUCCCAAGGAGUUGAAAGCUCAAAAGUCAAUUCAAACGUGA
This is a messenger RNA of Cylindrotheca closterium, 1023 nucleotides long. Lineage: Eukaryota; Bacillariophyta; Bacillariophyceae; Bacillariales; Bacillariaceae. The record is from the annotation of a GenBank genome assembly.